CGCGCGCAGAACUGCAGUCACUCACUCAUUUUCUGGUUAUCUGAGCGGAAGCAAAGAAAAUCAUCGAAAGAGACGAGACGAUUACAAAGCGAUCAAAAGCAUUGAGAGUGUGAAAGUUACGAAUUACACAAGUCUACAACCACUUUUACUGAAGAGUAUUGGUGUUUGUUCACAAGUGUUUUUUGACUGCUUGUCCACUCAACUUUAUCAUGGCCUCAUCCAGGUUGUACCUCCGUAACACCGAGGGCGGAACCGAUGAGAAGAGAGGCGACCAUGAAUUUGGCGAUUGUAGCGAUCGUUUCCCGGGUCUGACCAUCCAUCAGUCACGGGAUUCAUUGCUCUUCGCUGGUGGAAAGUUUGUCAAGGCGUCUCUUAUACAAACUCUGGACGAAAGUCCAAAAGGAUGUUUGACCCUCAGUAACACCGAGGGUCGCAUCAAUAUGAGCAGAGGUGUCAGCGGACCAAAAGUCGGUGGUUGUAGUGAUCGAUUCCCUGAUCUGACCAUCCAUCAGUCACGGGAUUCAUCGCUGUUCCCCGAUGGAAAGUCUAAGACACCUUUUAUUUACACCUUGGACGACAGUCCAAAAGCAUGUUUGACCCUCAACAACACCAAGGGUGGAGUUGUUGAUGGAUUGAAGGUCGGCGUUUGUAGCGAUCGUUUCCCUGAUCUGAACACCUGUCAGUCACGGGAUUCAUCGCUCUUCGCUGAAAGAAAGAUUGUGAGAGAACGUUUUAUAGACACUGUGGACGACAGCCCAAAAGUAGGCAGUGAGGGGAAGGGGGCAAGGAUCCGUGGGCUCUUCAAAAGAGCUUGCAAGGCUGUAGCGCGCCCCUUCCUCAGCUGCCGGAGGAACAAAGUAAAACCUAUUGUUCCUCCACUGAAGCCGGACAAAUCUUCUUCAGGGCUGUCUGUCCAGUAUGCAUCCAGCCCCAAGGACAGUUUGGACUCAGGUUCUUACUGGGUCGGGGAUACAUCAGAUGCAUGUCCGGCUCAAGUGAAAAGUUCAGCCAAAGUUUGGUCUAUGGCUGACCAGACUUCUUACACGGAUUCAUUUGAGGAAACGCAUGUAUUGAAUACAUCGGACAUAGCGUCCGCUUCCUUAGAUGACAGUGCCGAUCACAGGAAAGGCGUUGAAGAACUGAUGAAUGCCCCAUCAGGUUCCAUAGAGACCUUAAGUCUCGAUGCUCACAGUGCCGUGAAGGCAUCUAGUAGAGCUGUGAAGAGAAGAUCUUUAUCAGCUGACAGUAGGUCCAGUGAGAUGACAGAUGAGUCAUUAGAAGCCACAAACCUGGACUUUGAAUAUGGCAUGAAUAUGGCAGAGAUCUGCCCAGAAGAACAAUGUGCCAAAAAGAAAAAGAAGGCAGGAAAGUGGGGGUUCUUAAAGAGAACCUGCAAGGCUAUAGAGCGAACCUUCUUCUCCUGCGGCAGUACCAAAGUGGAGCCUUUUGUGCCUCCACUGCGACCAGACACUUCCCCAUCUUAUCAAGAAAGUCUUGAUGAUGAUGUGGAGACUUACUAUAACUUGGGGAAUAUUUUGGGUGAAGGUUGCUUUGGAAGUGUCUGUGAGGCCACACGUAUAUCUGAUGGCCAACAGGUCGCCAUCAAACUCAUACCUAAGUAUGGCGAUGAGCGUACUCUUGCUAUUCCCGGCUAUUCUGAUCCUCUGAUUACAGAAGUGGCACUCAUGAUUAAGAUGAGUGAACCUCCCUUAAGCCCAAAUGUAAUCCAGAUGUUCGAAAGUUUUGAAGACGAUGAGAAAAUAGCAAUUGUUAUGGAGUACCCCCAGCCCUGCAUAACCUUAGAGGAUUACAUAACAGACAAUGAGAUGUUAUGUGAAGAAAUGGCGCGUAUAGUAAUGCAUAAAUUGGUGAAGGCAGUAAUAGACUGCAUUGACCACGGUGUCGUUCAUACUGACAUCCAUCCUGGUAACAUCCUGAUCAACACCAGCACUUUAGACAUGAAGUUAAUUGACUUCAGUUGUGGUCAGCUGUUUACCAGUGAUGCCUAUGACAGUAGUCAGUAUGUAGGAAAACAAGAGUACUGCCCACCCGAGGUCACAGAGAUGAACAGAUUUCAUGCCAUCUCUGCCAACGUCUGGUCUCUUGGUUUGGUCCUCUUUGAAAUGGUCAACGGAUGUUUGCCGUAUUCAGAGUCGGAGGAAGUCCUGUUUGUGAAUCCUGACUUAUCAAUAGGGUUGGAUCUAAAAGUGCUGGACACUACACAGGACUGAGCAAACCAGACCAGACCUCACAUUGUUAAUAAUAAGAAUAACAAGUUUAUUAAGGCUUAUGAUGAUAUUAUACUGAA
This is a messenger RNA of Paramisgurnus dabryanus, 2308 nucleotides long. RefSeq lists its product as uncharacterized. Gene Ontology annotation, cellular component: cytoplasm. NCBI's taxonomy places the organism in Eukaryota, Metazoa, Chordata, Actinopteri, Cypriniformes, Cobitidae. Gene Ontology annotation, biological process: negative regulation of apoptotic process; protein autophosphorylation; regulation of mitotic cell cycle. Gene Ontology annotation, molecular function: ATP binding; protein serine/threonine kinase activity. The record is from RefSeq and is a predicted model, not a curated record.